AUGCGUUGGACGCCGCUGUUGUUGCUGCCUUUGCUGGCCGUGGCCGACGAAGAGGUUCGUUGUAGCGAUGGGAAGUCGGUUUGUCCCUCCGAAACAACAUGUUGUGUGCUGAGCACUGGGGGAUUUGGUUGUUGUCCCAUGCCGGACGCGGUCUGUUGCUCCGACAAAUUGCAUUGUUGUCCCUCAGGUUGGUGGUUUAGGGAGGUUUUGAGCAAUUUUUUUCAACAAAUUCUCGUAGAGCAAAUGUUCAUAAUGACUUUGUUGACUGGUAUUUUCACAAAAAAAGAAUUUUAAUAUCACUGCAGUGGAACUGGGACGAUUGGGGAAACCGAAAAGUAUUAUUUUUCUUCCAUGCAAGUGUCGAAUUAGGAUAAUCGAGGGUGCUGAUUUCGAAAAUGAGAUUCAUAUUUUGAUCCUUAACUUUUCUUUAGUAGUACUGUAAAGUAGUAAUUUUUUGAUUUUUUUCAUAAUAAUCGAUUUGGGGGUUUUCGAUGGUGCUGCUUUCAAAUCAAAAAAAAAUGAAAAAGAUUUUCGAAAUCAGCAAGGUCGAAACCCCCCAAAUCGAGUAUUUAUGAAAAAAAUUCAAAAAAUUACUACUUUACAGUACUACUUAAAAAAAGUAAAUAUCAAAAAAUGAAUGUCAUUUUCGAAAUCAUCACCCUCGAUUAUCUUAAUUUGGCACUUGCAUCGAAUAAAAAUAAUAUUUUUCGGUUUCCCCAAUCGUCUUUUCCCGCAAUGGUCCAACUCCGCACUGUGGUCUCUAAAAUUUAAAUUUUAUCAUUUCCAUAAUCACCAUGUACAACAUCUACUUAUAGGUAUGGAAUGCGACACCAAAGAGGCUAAGUGCAACUACGGUCCCUUUACCCAGCCGAUGCUGAAGAAGCUCCCCGCCAGAGUUGAGGAUUCCGGCUGUGACGACCCGACUUUCUCCUGCCCCGAUGGCACCACUUGUUGUAGCGCGCCCGGCUCGCUCCCCGGCUGUUGCCCGUUGCCGAAUGCGGUUUGUUGCUCGGACGGGCAACAUUGCUGUCCCCAUAAGACCACGUGUGACAUUGCUGAACAGGAAUGUUUGACUGUAAGCACGAAUAUUUUACUGUAAGCAAAUUUUCUAGGCAUUUGAUGAAAUCCCAUGGUUCAAAGGGUUCCAGGCCUUCAAGAAUUCGCGAGAGGCCAAGUUGAACCACAGGAAGAGCUUGAAAUGCACGGGAGACUCCAAAAGGUGACAAUUUAAUACAAAUUUUAUAAAAAACAUGCCAUGGAUAAUAUAAAUUUUAUGUCAUCCUUGCUUUUUCAGAUGUCUAAACUCUCUCUCCGGCCAUGAAUUUUGUUGUCCAUUCCACGACGGGGUCUGUUGUGAAGGGAAGAGCAAAUGCUGCCCAUCCGGUUUCACGUAAGUCAUGGAUAAUAUUAGCUCAAAAAAAUACUAAUUUUACUAUUCCAGAUGCUCCAGAGACUCAGAAGACUGUGUAAAAGACCAGAAUGGAGUCUUUAUCUCUAUGAAGAUGUAUCCAUAA
This is a messenger RNA of Bursaphelenchus xylophilus (pine wood nematode), 1514 nucleotides long. The record is from the annotation of a GenBank genome assembly. NCBI's taxonomy places the organism in Eukaryota, Metazoa, Nematoda, Chromadorea, Rhabditida, Aphelenchoididae.